UUCAAUUAUGUGUUUUCUUUCAGACAAAAUAAAAUGUUAGAAGCAAAUGUAUAAUGUCUGGAUUACUUGUCUGUUUCCGAACAAUACGACGACGAUUUUUAUUCCUUAUCCUACUGAGUUCUAUAGCUGUAUUCCUACUUGGGAAACUGGUCUGGGUGGAGUGUUUUUUCUGCUACAGUGAGGAAGAAUCGAAUAUUUUGCAUCUGCGGAAAUUGAAUCAACCCUUCAACUGGGAAUCGGACCAAGUAACUGUGCAAGGAUCUAAUACCAGCGACUUUAUUCCCACUACCUGUCGUAACUCUUUGCAGGGAAAAGCAAUUAUUGUCGACGAUAAAGGGUAUUUAUGCUCCCGUGAAGAACUAUUAGGAUCUGGGUGCUGUAACAUAAACACAAGUCUUGGUCGAUUUCUUUGCGAGUCUUGUGAUCCAAAGAUUGAGUGCUGUAUUGAGUAUGAGUACUGUAUUAGCUGUUGUUUACGCCGCGAACAGAAACCAGUUCUACAAGAGUUCUUGCAGAAUGCGGCAGACAACAAUAAUGUACUGUUUGUAUCAGUUAGUGACCAUUUUGAGCUGUGCCUAGCAAAAUGCAGAACUAGCUCAUCUAGUGUUCAGCACGAAAAUACAUAUAGGAACAAAAAAAGAAAAUUUUGCUACGGGAAAGACGCACCGCCAACAGUCAGUAGCAUGGAGCCCUAGACUUAUAAUAAUAUCUACAUUUAACGUCACAGUAAAUGUGAACUAAAGAUUCCAAUUCUAUAGAAUUUUUAACUUUUUGUUUUAAUUUAG
Eurytemora carolleeae is the source of this 785-nucleotide messenger RNA. Its product is annotated as UPF0454 protein C12orf49 homolog. The transcript has 6 exons. The coding region runs from base 54 to 695 and encodes 213 amino acids. Gene Ontology annotation, biological process: positive regulation of SREBP signaling pathway. Lineage: Eukaryota; Metazoa; Arthropoda; Copepoda; Calanoida; Temoridae. The record is from RefSeq and is a predicted model, not a curated record.